AUGGCCGAUAUGAUGAGAUUGAGCAGCAGCGGCGGAGCGCUGGGAGGGGGCUUCCAGCGCGACAAACUUGGGUCACCGUCGACCGGUUCGGAGGACGGUGGCGGAGGUAUCGAUCUGGAGGACAUCGUGCAAGCACUGGAUCACGACGAGUUCGAUGGUCCUCAAACACUGAACGGCGAUCGUCCGGCAAUUGUUGCUCCGCCGGAAAGCGAAUGGUAUCACGGGCGGCUCGAUCGGUACAGUGCCGAGCAGCGGCUAAAGACGGCGUCGAGACUUGGAAGUUAUUUGGUUCGCGAGAGUGAUCGUAAGCCAGGAUCGUACGUGCUGAGCUACCUUGGGCGAACCGGAAUCAACCAUUUCCGCAUCACGGCGGUGUGCGGUGAUUUCUACAUCGGUGGCAGACAGUUCUUCUCGCUCAGUGACCUGGUUGGCUACUACACGUCGUGCAGUGAUUUGCUGAAGCGCGAACGGCUCGCCUUUCCGGUACCACCGCCGGAACCGGUCAACGAUAAGAAACGUGUGGUGGCAAUCUUACCCUACACGAAGAUGCCGGACACGGAUGAACUGACCUUCCAGAAGGGGGACAUAUUCUUCGUUCACAACGAUAUGGGUGACGGCUGGCUGUGGGUAACGGCACACCGGACCGGUGAGCAGGGUAUGAUCUUCCGGGAGCUAGUGGAAGACCUCGACCCGGCCAUCGAUCCGAACACGGUCUUCCCGUGGUUUCAUCCGACGUGCACCAAGAACGAGGCCGUCGAUAUGCUCGUAAAGGCGGGCCCGGGCAGUUUCCUGGUGCGCCCCAGCGACAACUCACCCGGCGACUAUUCGCUCUUCUUUCACAUCAACAACCAGAUCCAGCGGUUCCGGAUCGAGAAGAAGGGCGUCCGGUACCUGAUGGGUGGCCGAACGUUCGAGUGUCUCGACGCAGUGAUCAAUCGCUACCGGAAGGAGCAGAUAGUCGAGGGCCACACGUUAAUGCACCCGGUCAUUAACGGUAGCCAGCCGGAGUAUCAUCCGCCAACGAAUUUGGCCAGUGCGGCGGAGAAAAUCUACGCCACGUUGCGCGAGUGCCGCGAUCAGAAUAUGCUGAAAAAGACAAAGGGCAUCAAGCAUCACGGUUAUAUGCUGAAAAAGUCCGACAAGACGGCCAAAUGGAAGCAGCUGUUCUUUGCCCUGCUGGUGGAAGGGUCAGAGACACACCUGUGCUUCUACGACAGUCCCAAAAAGACAAAACCGAAGGGUUUGAUCGAUUUGUCGUGUGCUUAUUUGUAUCAGUGCCAUGAAUCAUUCUGGGAGCGGCAGCACUGCUUCCAGAUCGUCGAACGUGCGCUUCCAUGCUUAGCGACGAUCACCUAUCUGUGUGCCAACAAUCAGGAAAGCUACAUCGAGUGGAUUUCCGCCCUGAAGUCGCAUUGCGUGUCGCAGCUGAGCAAAGCGCAAUCGAAGGUUCCACGGUUGCGCGAGCUUCGCUGCCUCAAUCUGCAAAUUCUCGAAGCCCACCGGCUACCGUUCAAGCUUGUCCCGCAUCCGUACUGCGUGGUGUCACUGAACCAGGUCAAGGUUGGCAAAACGCGUGUCAAGACCGCUCCGGAUCCGGUUUGGGAGGAGGAAUUUGUCCUGGAUGACGUUCCACCGGAUGUAGUCACGAUAACGAUCACAGUAUUGAGUCGCGGCAAGCGUGGGAAGGAUUCGGAAGUGGCCGACCUGACGGUUGACUUGUGCAGCCUUAAGAACGGGCAGGAAACGGAGGAAUGGUUCCCGCUGAACGGAAUGACACCGAUGGGUGAGUGGGGCUCGAUUCGACUGCGUAUACGAUACCUGGACGACCUGGUGAUGCCGUGCGAGGAGUACAGCCCGCUGCAGCAGCUGCUGGUCGAAUCGGAGCUGAACGCGGUGCGCGCACUGUCGGAAAUAUGCCACAACGAUCGUAUCCCGUUGGCCACCUCGUUGCUGAAGGUGUUUCGGCACGAGAAACGCGAAACGGAGCUGCUUCGGAUCCUGUGCCAGGGCGAAGUGAGUCGCGAAAACGAAACAUCGACCCUCUUUCGGGGUGCCUCACUCGCGACGACGCUCAUGGAUCUGUACAUGCGGGCCGAGUGCACGCUAUUCCUGCAGUCGGCCGUCUCCGACACGAUCCAGCGGAUACUGGACAGCAAGCAGUCGGCCGAGCUGAACCCGACCAAGAUGGACGUCAGCGAUGACGCGUGCUCGAACGCCGAAUUUUUGCUCAUGAUUCUCGAUCAGGUCACGCAAUCGAUCUUCACCUCGCCCGACGCGUGCCCGCGAACGGUGCGCUACAUCUGUAACUGUCUGCAGAAGUCGGUGGUGGCCAAGUGGCCGUCGCCGAACGAACGGCUCGUCCGUACGCGCGUCGUGUCCGGAUUCAUCUUUCUGCGGUUGCUCUGCCCCUCGCUGCUCAACCCACGUCAAUUCGGUCUAGUCAAUGAAACGCCACACCAAAUGGCGACCCGAUCGCUGAUUAUGGUCGCAAAAUGUCUGCAGAAUCUGGCCAAUCUGGUCGAGUUCGGUGGAAAGGAACCGUACAUGGAAGUGGUCAACCCGUUUAUACUGAAAAACAAGGAGCGUAUGAUCGUUUUUCUUGAUCAGCUGUCGUCCGUAACGGAUCCGAACCCACCACCGGGAUGCAUCCCGGAACCGAGCAGCUGUUGUACGCUGUCCAGCUCGGAUGCAGGUCGAGAGCUUGCAACGUUGCAUCACAUCUGCGUUUCGUACCUACCGGAACUGCAAGCCAUGAGCAAGACGAACAAUUCGCUCAAGAAGCUCGUCACGGUCACGGAGAUGCUGUCGAAGCACAAGCUGAAGUACCGCGAAAUCAUAAGCUAAUCAGCGUCCGGUAUAGCGCGCUAAAAUCGUACAACGAGUAUGUAUCUUCGUUUUCCUUCCUUCAUCUACAAAGCACGCCAGUAAUCUGGAAUUGGUUGGCAUUGAUUUGGUCGAAUUUUUUUAUAGUUGUUUAAUCGAUUUGUUACAAAUCGAUUGGUAGAAGACACAGAUCGAAGAACUGUGCCCCGAAUGUGGGUCACUGAAGCUUCCGCGCGACGGUCUGAUUAUUUUUAUGGAAAAAACACACUUUUUCGCUCUUUGGCGACAUUUCGCUGUUUUUAUACGCCCAGAUCGGUGUGUGUGUGUCCCAGUGUGAGACAAUUGAUUAUCGAGACUCAGGAUAAACUAUCUUUAGGCAUAAAUACGACUGAUACGACUGGUGGUGAUGCACGCUCAGAAGCGUGCUGGCGCAGUGAAGGCAAAUGGAAACCAAAAAUUAAUUAAAAAGAAACGAAACAAAUUCAAACUCUCACUCACACACUGCAUGCAGACAGCAAGUUCUGGUUCUGUUGCAUUUUCUACUCUAUUGUUUUGGUUGCCCUCCCGUCGGUGAGUUGCAGCGUUCCAUGAAAUGAAAGCAUAAAAUGAUGAGCAAGAUUUAAGUCAGGAGGGAUUUAACGAAGCAAGUAUAAACGAUAAAACUUAAGGACAAGAAAUAACAAUCUACACACAGACACAAAGAUAAUGAAGACAUCCGAUAGAGAAGAAGACAAUGUGGUCCCAUUUUUAAAAUAAUGAUAUUACACACCGUGAGCAUGUUGCGCGAGACUUCGGAAAAGAUACUACGUCUUACGUGGCCGCGAGCGGUUUUUCCACGUGUGUUCUCUAUCGAUUUUGUUGUGUAGGACAAGUAAACAAAACAGGAAUUCAACUCGUUCCCCCUGUUCGCAAUAGAUACUGUCGGAUACGGAAGCACUGUGUAAGCAGAUCUAAUGCGCCAAUGUUAAUCUGUGCGCUAGUUCCGCAGUAAAUUCUCCGAUAGCAAUAGGGUAGACUCAGGGUCGAUGCGUGUAGAGUGUGGUGUAGACUUAAGCCUUUUAUUUUCGAUCGUAUAUUAGUGUUUUUGUUUCUUUUCAAAACCAUUUUCAUUCAUCUGUAUGGCUUUGCCAAUCACGUGGCGAAAUCGCCAACACUUGCGUUUUGGGUGGACAGUGUACCACACGUGUAACCGGUGCUCUCUUGUUGAAUUUUAUGAACGUGGCGCCGUGGGCAAUGGUUCUCUUCAAGGUGAUCCCCGCACGUUUCACGAUUAAUAUGCUAUCUUUUAUGUAUUUCCUUUCGGUUCCGACAGUAAAACGAAGCAUAACUCACGCCACAGUAAUGAAUUUUAAGAACCCAGUUUUAGAUGUAGGAAACGAAUGCGAUGCAUAGUAGAGGCGACGCCAAACAAUGACUUUGACGUGACGUGAUGGAUGGGUAAAAAGACAGACGAAGCGCGAAACCGUUUGUAACGGUAACCAAAACGAACAAAUACUUUCCAUCUUUAUGCUUUUUUCUCCAUUUGUACUGAUAACUGACAACUGAAACAAAAUUAGUGCCGUGCUGUCGACAUGUGCUCUCUCUGUGUCAGACAUUCAAAGAUAAUUAUCAUCUCGGCUCAUUGUUUCUGCUUUUCUUUCCGAAUCUGUUUUACUAAACAUUUUGCUUGCAUAGCGUCUCCUAUCGCAGAAACUGCAGUGACGGGGAGUUAAAAUCGCAUGGGCUCAUACAAAUAGAAACAAAAUAAUAAAUUAGCUGAGCCACUUCCGUUUCACGUUGAGCUCCUUUUUCUGCAUCGAGAUCAAUUAAAAACAAAUACACGGUAUAUAAUUCAAGUGUAUAGAAUAAUCAAAGAAUUGCAAAAACAAACAAAACGAAAACGAAAAGCUCUUGCUGCUUAACUGUUUUUUCUUCACGGAUGCAUUUUAAUAAGAAAUGGAACAAAAAAUAUAUACACUCACGACUAUAUUUAGCAACAUCUAUAACAUGCUACGGAUAAUAAAACAA
Molecule: messenger RNA, 4830 nt
Organism: Anopheles cruzii
Lineage: Eukaryota; Metazoa; Arthropoda; Insecta; Diptera; Culicidae
Gene: vap
Product: ras GTPase-activating protein 1
Exons: 7
Coding region: 1-2844 (947 amino acids)
Biological process (GO): regulation of GTPase activity
Molecular function (GO): protein binding
Source: RefSeq, a predicted model, not a curated record